AAUUUAUCAUCUCUCUUUCUUCUCUGUUCAUCACCGUUCUUCUCUUUGCUUCACAAGCUCUCUCUCUCUGUUUCUUCUUCUUCUUCUUUACAACAAAUCAAGUGACACAACUAGAACCAUACGAGAGGAGGGAAAGAAAAGAUUAAAUUCGUGUUAUCCAGAUAAAAAAGUUAGACGUUGAAGACUCUGUUUCCUCAACUCUGUUCUUCCUAAACGUUACGAAACAGAGCUCUAUUAGCUAAAAGACAAGACAGAGAAAGUAAGUUCGUGGCUUUAAUGGAUUCAAACACUCACAAUCAUCUCUACGACUCGAAUCACAUACCUUCUUCCGGUUCCGGUCUUCUUCGCUUCCGAUCAGCUCCAAGCUCUGUUCUCGCCGCUUUCGUAGACGAGGACAACAACAAGAGUGGACUCGGCGGCUCCUCCGACAGGCUCCUUUCAAGAUUCGCCAGCUCUAACGGGUCGAAUGAAUUCGAGGCUAAGUCUCCUGUUUCGUUAACGAACACCUCUGUUUCAUACGCCGCCUCUCUUCCUCCUCCUCCGCAGCAGCAGCAGCCUGAGCCGUCGGGGUUUCUCGGUUUGCCGCCGCAUUAUCCGAGACAUAGUAAAGGGAUGAUGAACACGAUUGGUUUGGAUCAGUUUCUGAAUAAUCAUCACACCAAACCUGUUGAAUCAAGUCUUCUCCGGCAAAGCAGCUCUCCCGCCGGGAUGUUCACCAACCUAACCGCUCAAAACGGCUAUGGUUCAGUGAGGAGUUUGAUGGAUUACGUUGGUGAGGAAGAAGACCAAGCGAGUCCAUCUAGUUCCAAUGAGUUAAGACGCCAUAACAGUCUCUCUUCAAGGCCACCUUCUUCUCUGGGAAUGCUUUCUCAGAUACCUGAAAUUUCCCCUGAAAGUAGUUUUCAAUAUAGCCAUUGGAAUGAUCCGGCCAGCUUCAUUGAUAACUUUUCCUCUCUCAAAAGAGAAACAGAGGAUGAUGACGGCAAAUUGUUUCAGAACGGAGAGUCUGGGAAUCGAAUGCAGUUACUGUCGCAUCAUUUGAGUCUACCAAAGUCAUUAUCUACAGCCUCGGACAUGGUUUCAGUGGAUAAGUAUAUGCAGCUACAAGACUCUGUGCCUUGUAAGAUUAGAGCCAAACGUGGUUGCGCCACACAUCCUCGAAGCAUUGCUGAACGGGUGAGAAGAACGAAGAUAAGCGAACGAAUGAGAAAACUACAAGAGCUUGUUCCUAAUAUGGACAAGCAAACGAACACUGCGGAUAUGUUGGAUUUAGCUGUGGAUUACAUCAAAGAUUUACAAAGACAGUAUAAGAUUUUAAAUGAGAACAGAGCUAACUGCAAGUGUAUGCACAAGGAGAAGAAUUUGAUUUAGCUCGCAACAAAGUGUUUGUAUAUAGAACUAAAGAAAGCAAGAGAGGAAGGAUAAGAAAGAAACGAUGUCAAUGUUUGAAUAUUUUUGUAGCUGAAACAUACCAAGUUGUCUUAUGUAAGCUCCUACAAAAAUGCUUAUGCUUUUAACAAUGCUAAGCAAUAAUAUAUGAAUCCAAGCAUUUUUCUUUCUU
Molecule: messenger RNA, 1561 nt
Organism: Raphanus sativus (radish)
Lineage: Eukaryota; Viridiplantae; Streptophyta; Magnoliopsida; Brassicales; Brassicaceae
Product: transcription factor bHLH130
Exons: 6
Coding region: 277-1371 (364 amino acids)
Biological process (GO): regulation of transcription by RNA polymerase II
Cellular component (GO): nucleus
Molecular function (GO): DNA-binding transcription factor activity, RNA polymerase II-specific; RNA polymerase II cis-regulatory region sequence-specific DNA binding; protein dimerization activity
Source: RefSeq, a predicted model, not a curated record